Molecule: messenger RNA, 1793 nt
Organism: Theobroma umbraticum
Lineage: Eukaryota; Viridiplantae; Streptophyta; Magnoliopsida; Malvales; Malvaceae
Source: RefSeq, a predicted model, not a curated record
AUUCCAGAUUGUUAGAUGAUUUCACAUGGGAUAACCCAUUUCUGUAAACACGAACCACCCAUCUUCUCUGUAUAAAAAGAAGGGAGAAACUAGAGAAAAAAAUGUAAAACAACAGAACAUGUCCCUCAGAAACAUGAUUGCUCAUCUAGGAUCUGUAGUUGCCAGUUUAAUGUUUAUUUGGGCAGUUUUUCAGCAAUACUUCCCUUACCAAUUUCGAAGCUAUAUCGAGAAGUACUCCCAAAGGUUGGUAAGUUUUGUUUAUCCUUAUAUUCAGAUUACAUUCAAUGAAUUCACAGGUGAGCGUCUGAUGAGGAGUGAAGCUUAUUCUGCUAUAGAAAACUAUCUCAGUUCCACUUCUUCUUCGCAAGCAAAGAGGCUCAAAGCUGAUAUAGUAAAGAACAACCAGUCUCUUGUUCUCAGUAUGGAUGAUCAUGAAGAGGUAGCAGAUGAAUUUAGAGGUGUAAAACUUUGGUGGGCUUCUGGUAAACAUAUUGCCAAGACACAAUCAUUUUCUUUCUAUCCUGUUACAGAUGAAAAAAGGUUCUACAAGCUUACUUUCCACAAAAGACACCGGGAUCUCAUGAUUGGACCUUACCUGAACCAUGUGCUGAAAGAAGGUAGAGCGAUUAAGGUAAGGAACAGGCAAAGAAAGCUAUAUACCAAUAACGGAUCGAUGUGGAGCCAUGUCGUCUUUGAGCACCCAGCAACAUUUCAGACAUUAGCUAUGGAGCCAGAGAAGAAGGAGGAAAUUAUGGAGGACCUGACUACUUUCAGCAAGGCAGAAGAGUUUUAUUCAAGAAUUGGGAGGGCUUGGAAGAGAGGUUAUCUUCUUUAUGGUCCUCCAGGGACUGGUAAGUCCACAAUGAUUGCUGCCAUGGCCAAUCUUUUAGGCUAUGACAUUUAUGAUCUUGAAUUAACUGCCGUGAAGGACAAUACCGAGCUGAGGAAGCUGUUGAUUGAAACAUCAAGCAAAUCAAUAAUUGUUAUUGAAGAUAUUGAUUGUUCACUUGACUUGACUGGUCAAAGGGGGAAGAAAAAUGAGAAAGAGGAACCAGAAGACAUGAAGGAUCCAAGGCAAAAGCUAACAAAAGAUCAAGAACCGAAAAGCAGCCAGGUUACUCUUUCAGGUUUGCUGAAUUUCAUUGAUGGGCUAUGGUCAGCUUGUGGGGGUGAAAGAUUAAUUGUUUUCACAACAAAUUUUGUGGAAAAACUUGAUCCAGCUCUAAUUCGAAAAGGGCGGAUGGAUAAGCAUAUAGAAUUGUCAUAUUGUGGAUUUGAAGCAUUCAAGGUGUUGGCCAAUAACUAUCAAAAGCUUGAGUCUCACAAUCUGUUUCGCAGGAUUCAGGAACUGUUGGAAGAAGCUAGAAUGACUCCAGCUGAAGUUGCAGAGCAUUUGAUGCCAAAAACCGUCUCAACGGAUCCUGAAACUUGCCUGGAAAGCCUGAUUCAGGCUCUGGAAUCUGCAAAAGAAGAGGCCAGGCUGAAAGCUGAGAAAGAAGCAAAAGGGGAGGAAUUACCUAGCCAAGACCAAGGGAAAACAACAGAGAGCCAGGUAUUAGCUGAAAAAACAGUAGGAGAUGAAAAUUCGGUUCACUGAAGGAAAAAUGUAUACGCGCGGCAAAGAUUGUUGGCUUAGAACAGCAGCUACAAAAAUUAGAAUCAGAAUUGGACAAGAAUGGGUUGUGUAUCCCUUUAUACAAAAGAUAUUGUACCAAUUAGGCAAUUUAAUUUAUGUGCAAUAAUUGAUCUUAAUUUAUCAUUAUUCAAAGAGAAAAAAAUACUAUAAUUAUUGA